UAGAGUCAGAGAGUCUGAACUCAGACUGUGAACACACACAGAGCUCGGGAGAGAAAUAACUCUCUCUGAAUGGGAAAUAAUCUCCUUCAAUAAACCAUAACCAACCACGGGCAAAUCUUCAAAAUCAACCAUGAAUGCUGUAAAUGCUGUGCAACUGUUCAUUCUGGUUUGGACCUUUACUGCUGUCUGUCAAGAUGAUGAAGAUGUCAGUGUAAGCUGUUAUGAAGUGACUGGAUCUGUGGGGAAAGAAGUGAAUCUCACCUGCAGCGUCUCUCUGGAGAGAAAAGACUGCUGCGUUGUGGAGUAUAAGUUUAAAUACCAUGAGAUCAAUAAUGGCUCUUCAAUCUGUCAAGAUGUUCCUGUGAACUCCUGUGAACAGAAAAACAGUUUUACAUGCCGCUACACUCCAACUACAGCGAUGACAGAACAAUUCAGAUUCUUUGUGCAAACAACGUGUGGAACGGGAAAAGCAGAAAUCUUCACUCUUAACACAGUUUCCUCAAGAAGUGAAGAGACAGCACCAGGAUUCAAGAAUACUGUCAUCACUGUGGUUGUGGUUGCUUUCAUCAUCAUCAUCAUUAUCAUGAUGGCAAUCAUUUACAAAGCAAAACCGAACUCCACCAGGCCAGAACUGGAUGUUUCUGAGAGUCAGACAUGAUCAGGACAACAAUCGUCCAAGGAAUUGAGAGAUUAUACCACUGAGUUUUGUUUGACUUUUCAUGUGAUGCUCAGGAAACACACAAGCUUUAUUUGAACUCCACUAAAUUCUACACUAUCUUAUAUUUCAGACUCCUGAAUAUAUAACUCUGGUUGUAACUUUUAAAACUCUUUUUUUUAUAUUUUAUAUUGAUUUCUGUGAAAUAUCAGCAUAUUAUUGAUCUGUUUGAUCAGAGUUUAUGACUUUAAUAAACUCAAACCUUUGUGAACUUUAAGAGGAAACACAGCAAAACUCAAACUGUGUGUUUUCUGACUUUCAAGGCAUGUCUAUUGUGAAUGUCAUUUUUAUAUACUGUAUGAUAGUAUGAAUGAUGUGGUUUUGUACAGUAUCCUAUUUUUAAAAAAUGACAUUGAAAGGAAUAAAGACUUGUGAUAAUAUCUAAAGAUGACUAUCUGUAUCUUCUGUUUAUGGGUAAGAUCUAGCAGAUAAACUAGUAAAUGGGUGAAGAGUACAAAGAGCUGAUCUGAAUGUAUGCAUUAUUUAUUUGUGUAAGACAAGUUAUUAUCUUAUUCUGCAGGAAAUCUUUAGAUAUUUGGGGUUAUAAGAAUUUUGUUAUUUUAUAAAACA
Messenger RNA from Carassius carassius (crucian carp), 1285 nucleotides. RefSeq lists its product as uncharacterized. The coding region runs from base 131 to 658 and encodes 175 amino acids. The record is from RefSeq and is a predicted model, not a curated record. The transcript has 4 exons. Lineage: Eukaryota; Metazoa; Chordata; Actinopteri; Cypriniformes; Cyprinidae.